CACCCUGUUCCCAAAAUGGUCACUAGUUACUCUAUCAACAAUUACGAAAAGUGCAGCCUAUAAAGCCUCCAGAGAAUUAAGAUGGACCUGGGGAAGUAUUUGCCGUUUUCUUUUGGUCCCUCCGACCUGAAUUUGGGCCCAGAAGAGGGCUUAUCGUCCGCCAUCCUGGGACCAUCUCCGGGAUUGGGGGCUUCUGGGGGCCCACCCAUGUUCCGUUGUCCCGUUUGUUCCCGGAGUUUCUCCGCCCUAGCCGCCUAUGAGACCCACCUCCAAACCCAACACGUCACCACCCAAUGCCCCCUGUGCCUGGUGCUGCUAGACCAGACCCAUUUUUCCAAGCACCUUUACAACCAUCACCGACACAAUCUUGACCCUCAGUUCCUUCAAAGCCAGAACCUGACCCAAUGUCCCACUUGUUUGAAGGUGUUGAAUGCGUCCUAUUUUAUGAAACACUUUAAAGGAUUCCACGAAGCCCACAUUUGCGCUCAUUGCUCCGCGGUCUUGGCCGGGGAGAAGGCAUGGGAAAAGCAUUUCAAAGACCAACAUCAAGGUCUGGACAUCCUGCCGGGGUCGGUGGUGGGCUCAUUUUUCUGUUGCCAUUGCGAUUUCUCCUGUUCUCUGGAAAUUGAGUAUCAACAGCAUCUGAGCGUUUGUCGCCAACCCGCGGACAGUCAUGAUUUCGAAGUCACGGGUGAGGAAGAAGUCUUGUGCGAAAUGGCGGUUGAUCCCAACCAGAACGUGAUUGAGUUGGGCCAAAUCACCCACACUCAAGAUCCGGAAACACGAGAGAUUCGACCCAUUUUUGUACCUGUGGAAGCGAGUGUGUGGAACUCCCAGGCUGAAAAGCUGUGCGCGGAAAUGAAUCCAUCCAAGAAAUCUCGAAAGACCAAAAACAGUCGCGAAGUCAGGCUGCCCGAUGGUUCGAAAGGGUUUGAUCUAAGUCAAUCGAAGAGAGAUCAGUGUUUGGAGGCCCAAGCUGUCGCCAAUGUCGAAGCCGCAACGAAACCCGCUGUGAAGUGUCGGAAAGUUCAUUUCAAUUGAUGUUUUCUUUCCAGCGGAUUGUCCCACUACUCAGCACUUGGCCAAAUAUCAUGCUCCAACCCAUUGUCCCACUAUCUUGUGUCAUUCGUGCGGAGCUGGUUUCGAAUCCAAGUAUGCUUUAAGGCAACACUUUUGCUCGCUUCACACGGAAAUCACUCUGAAAGAGGAAGUUCUUGAAUAAGUUGAAGUCUAUGUCUAUGUGGGGUAUUGGAGGCAAGAGUAUUGUAUGCCAGUGGUUUGGAAAAUAAACCAAGAAGGUUUUA
This is a messenger RNA of Tigriopus californicus, 1304 nucleotides long. RefSeq lists its product as uncharacterized. NCBI's taxonomy places the organism in Eukaryota, Metazoa, Arthropoda, Copepoda, Harpacticoida, Harpacticidae. The coding region runs from base 82 to 1041 and encodes 319 amino acids. Gene Ontology annotation, cellular component: chromosome. Gene Ontology annotation, molecular function: chromatin insulator sequence binding. The record is from RefSeq and is a predicted model, not a curated record. The transcript is spliced from 2 exons. Gene Ontology annotation, biological process: regulation of transcription by RNA polymerase II.